Apaloderma vittatum (bar-tailed trogon) is the source of this 1020-nucleotide messenger RNA. Its product is annotated as AT-rich interactive domain-containing protein 3A-like. Gene Ontology annotation, molecular function: DNA binding. The record is from RefSeq and is a predicted model, not a curated record. NCBI's taxonomy places the organism in Eukaryota, Metazoa, Chordata, Aves, Trogoniformes, Trogonidae. Gene Ontology annotation, cellular component: nucleus. Gene Ontology annotation, biological process: regulation of transcription by RNA polymerase II.
AUGCUCACCAUGGAGGAGGAGUGGAGGAGGCUCUACGAACUGGAUGAGGACCCAAAACGCAAGGAGUUCCUGGAUGACCUCUUUGGUUUCAUGCAGAAGAGAGGGACACCUGUGAAUCGCAUCCCUAUCAUGGCCAAGCAAGUGCUGGACCUGUACACACUGUACCGACUGGUGACGGACAAGGGCGGCCUGGUCGAAGUCAUCAACAAGAAGAUCUGGCGGGAGAUCACCAAGGGCCUCAACCUACCUACCUCCAUCACCAGCGCUGCCUUCACCCUCCGCACGCAAUACAUGAAGUAUCUGUAUCCCUACGAAUGUGAGAAGCGGGCGCUCAGCUCUCCUGGGGAGCUCCAAGCUGCCAUCGACAGCAACCGUCGGGAGGGACGGAGGCAGACUUUCGGCACAGCACUUUUCAACUAUUCACCGGCCAGCACCCCAACCCUGCUGGGCACCCCUAGAAUGCCUCUGCCAGCUCUUAGCAUCACCACGCACAGCUGUGGCCAGCUCGCACAAGUACACACCGUGAAGAAAGAGGAUGCUGUGCUGACGGCAGCAGUGCCAGGCCGCAUGCUAGCCAGCCACCACCUCGCAGCAGCCCAAGCAGCAGCCGCCUCGCAAGCAGCAGUGCUGGAGCAACUGCGGGAGAAGCUGGAGACAGGGGAGCCCCCGGAGAAGAAGGCAGCCCUAACAGCAGAGGAGCAGCAGCGGCUGGUGCAACACGCACUGCAGCACAACCUCCUGGCCGUGGCUUCCCAGUUCCCCAUGAAUGUCAAGAUCUCCAACCGAGAUGACAGACAGGAGACUGCAUUGAACCUGUCCACCAACGGCAUUAGCAGUAUCAACAUGUCAAUAGAAAUAAAUGGAGUUGUCUACACAGGCGUCCUCUUCGCCCGCCGGCCCCAGGCCACCCCAGCGCCCGGUGGAGGAAGCACCCAGAGCCGGCUGAACCCCGUGCCUGCCCCGAACCCACUGCUCUCAGCACCCUCACACAGCCACACUCCCACCAGCACCUUGCCAUAG